AUGACUCCAAAAUCUCUGCGCCGCUAUAGAGGGUCCAGCGUGCGUGUCGCGGCGGGGUACAGGCACCAUACCACCAAAUCCCAUUCAGGCUCGAGCCGCUUCCUCCACGAAAACGACGUUCACGACGGCCCUCGGCUCUGGUCACUCGCCAACAGACUGUUGGUGGCGCUCUGGGACGGCGUGAUCGGCGCAAGGAUGCUGAGCGCGCGCGUGCUCAUUCUCGUGUACUGUCUGGUCAGCGUCGUCUUCGCGUCUUCGCAGCUAAUCGGAAAAGCGCUCUUCGUCGUCCGUGGGAGCUCGUCGACGUCUCUGCUUCUCGAAAGCUCGCAAGAGAGUGCUUCCUCUUCUUCCUCGGAUUAUUACUCGGACUUUCCUCUCGAUCGGCACCUCUCGAUGGCCUUUGCUGAGCUGCCGCCGUCCAUGUCUGUCCAUCCGUAUGUGCUGCGCGGAGCUGCAAGUGGGGCUAUUGGUUCCUCGCUGACUGUUUGUCUCUGGACGGACGAGAAGAGAGUCGAGGAGACGGUCGGUGCUUUGGCUGCAAGUUCUUGGUCAGGUCCUAUCUCUCUGGUUCUGGCUUCCAAGGGCGUGUCGUUGGACCUCGAUACCGUGCGGGCAGGCGUUGCCAAUCUAGCCGCUGAGGAGCUGGGGUCCCGACUCUCCGUGCACAUCAUGCACGAUCCCGUCACCUCGGAGAUCUCUCGAAACGCAUACCUCAACGCUGCGAGGCUGCUCUCCCAAACCGCUUCUGUCGCCCUCUUUCCCUCGAUCUCGAGUUUCUCGUCGUCGGACCUUCAGCUUCUGGGAGACAACGGCGGCACCGGCACCCACCCAGCGAGCCCGGUGACGAUCCUGGUCAACGAGAGCGCGAGCGCGCACGCGUAUCCGUUUCCGGCGCUGUCCCCCGUUCUGAUGCCCCGCGAUCAUCCGGUAUGGUGUACCGAACGUCUGUUUCUCUACGGAUCGCGCACUCGCGACUGGGACGAAUGUCUGUGGCAGCUCUGGCUUGAGAGCACCGGGACCAUGUCGAUCAAGGUAGGCUCGCACGGCGACACCGAUACUAGUACGUCACUCGGGGACUCGGGCAGGGACGAACACCGCACCUCACUAGCCGUUAGGACCCGGGGCCGCCUUUCGACGCGGUUUCAUACGGAGACGUGUGUGCUGGCUGCGAGGCGGCAGUCUGUCCUCGAGGAGAUGACGAGCGGGAGGUCGAAUAGCACGUCUCGCUGGAUAAGGAGCUUCUGUCGUAAGCAUGUUGAGAGCUGGGCGCAUAAUAUGGUUUAG
This is a messenger RNA of Coniophora puteana RWD-64-598 SS2, 1284 nucleotides long. RefSeq lists its product as uncharacterized. The coding region runs from base 1 to 1284 and encodes 427 amino acids. The record is from RefSeq and is a predicted model, not a curated record. The transcript is spliced from 4 exons. Lineage: Eukaryota; Fungi; Basidiomycota; Agaricomycetes; Boletales; Coniophoraceae.